This is a messenger RNA of Asparagus officinalis (garden asparagus), 788 nucleotides long. Its product is annotated as nuclear transcription factor Y subunit B-like. Gene Ontology annotation, biological process: regulation of transcription by RNA polymerase II. The record is from RefSeq and is a predicted model, not a curated record. Gene Ontology annotation, molecular function: DNA-binding transcription activator activity, RNA polymerase II-specific; RNA polymerase II cis-regulatory region sequence-specific DNA binding; protein heterodimerization activity. Gene Ontology annotation, cellular component: nucleus; CCAAT-binding factor complex. Lineage: Eukaryota; Viridiplantae; Streptophyta; Magnoliopsida; Asparagales; Asparagaceae.
AUCCCGAUCUCGGAUAUGGCGGAGCUACCAGCGAGUCCCGGCGGCGGUGUUGGCAGCCCGGAGACGGCGAUCACGAACGGCGCUCGCAACGUGAGCAGGAUCAUGAAGAAGGCGCUGCCCGCUAAUGGAAAGAUCGCGAAGGACGCGAAGGAGACGGUUCAGGAGUGCGUUUCUGAGUUCAUCAGCUUCAUCACUAGCGAGGCGAGUGAUAAGUGUCAGAGAGAGAAGAGGAAGACGAUCAAUGGGGAUGAUUUGCUUUGGGCGAUGACGACCCUAGGGUUUGAGGAGUACAUUGAGCCGCUGAAGCUGUAUCUGCAGAAGUAUAGGGAGAUGGAGGGUGAUAGCAAGGUACCUAAAGCUGGAGAGGGCUCUGUGAGAAAGGAUGGUAUGGGACUUCAAGGUGGAACUCAGACCAGUUCUAGCUCCCAAGGGGAGUACAAGAUGGUUCAACAAGGAUCCUUUUCUCAGGGUAUGAACUACAUGCAACCUCAGUGAUAGCCAGUCAUCCUACUACUAUUCGCGGGUGAACUUGGAAGGAUCUUCAUGCUGUUUUCAGUACUGGGCUAAUUAUCAGCAUUAUGUUGGCGUCGUCUUUUUAUUUGUCAUAAGUAUACUUGUAUAUUGUGGAUAAAGUUAUUAGAGUCCAGUGUUAUGGUUAGAACUGUUUCAUCCCCCUUUUAUUUUUGUUAUUUUAAACUCUUAAUCGAGCAAUCUGUUAUAGUUUUUGUAAUCCAUUAUGUUCAGUUCUUAUUCUCACCUCUAAUCAAGUACGUGUUUUGUCGUCGCUA